AUGCUGAGCUCGGGGCUUCCUCCCGUUCUCCUGGUGCUCACGGUGCUGGAGCUGAGCUGGUCCCUGAGUGAUGAGGAGAAGAAGAUCAUCUUGGAUGGGCACAAUAAAUACCGCUCCCAGGUCUCUCCUCCUGCUAUGGACAUGCUGAAGAUGAGCUGGGACAAGGAGCUGGAGGCUUUUGCUCAAGCCUACGCAGAGAAAUGCAUCUGGGACCACAACAAGGAGCGGGGCCGGCGGGGGGAAAACCUCUUUGCCAUGGCCCCCACCCUGGACCUGGAGUUUGCUGUGGAAGACUGGAACGGGGAGGAGAAGUUCUACAACUUCACAACGGCCUCGUGUGUCCCCGGGCAGAUGUGCGGCCACUACACCCAGGUGGUGUGGGCAAGCACCCGGCAGGUGGGCUGCGGGGCCAAGUUCUGUGAGAAGAUCGAGGGCAUCGACACAGAGGACAUGUUCCUGCUCGUCUGCAACUACUACCCCCCGGGUAACCUGCGAGGCCGGCAGCCGUACCGGGAGGGACCCUCGUGCUCACAGUGUCCCCAGGGCAGCCUCUGUGUCGACUCCUUGUGUGAACCCAUUGUAGAAGAGACCACUCCAGCCCCU
Merops nubicus (carmine bee-eater) is the source of this 603-nucleotide messenger RNA. RefSeq names its product peptidase inhibitor 16 (gene PI16). The record is from RefSeq and is a predicted model, not a curated record. Gene Ontology annotation, cellular component: extracellular region. The annotation marks the transcript as partial. The transcript has 5 exons. NCBI's taxonomy places the organism in Eukaryota, Metazoa, Chordata, Aves, Coraciiformes, Meropidae.